Calliphora vicina (urban bluebottle blowfly) is the source of this 1611-nucleotide messenger RNA. It is a transcript of the gene Alg-2, whose product is annotated as Apoptosis-linked gene-2. Bases 116 to 655 code for a protein of 179 amino acids. Gene Ontology annotation, molecular function: calcium ion binding. NCBI's taxonomy places the organism in Eukaryota, Metazoa, Arthropoda, Insecta, Diptera, Calliphoridae. The record is from RefSeq and is a predicted model, not a curated record. The transcript has 3 exons.
UUUCUUAAAAAGUAAUAUAUGGUUUUUCGAGCUUGUUAUCAUAAUUGUAAUAAAGAAGUUAAUCAUUUUAUUAGAAUAGCAAACUUUUUAUAUUUAAAUCUAACAAAUAAUUAUAAUGGCGUAUAUGCAGCAAGCCCAAAUGCCUGAUCAACAAUUUUUAUGGGACGUAUUUCAGCGGGUAGACAAAGAUCGCAGUGGUUACAUAUCAGCUGAUGAAUUACAAGUAGCAUUGUCCAAUGGAACAUGGAGUCCAUUUAAUCCAGAGACCGUACGUUUAAUGAUUGGUAUGUUCGAUCGCGAAAAUCGGGGCACAGUUUCGUUUCAAGAUUUUGGUGCGCUUUGGAAAUAUGUUACAGACUGGCAGAAUUGUUUCCGAUCAUUUGAUCGUGAUAAUUCUGGCAACAUUGAUAAAACUGAAUUAAAAACUGCCCUUACAUCUUUCGGUUAUCGGCUCUCGGAUAACAUUAUUGAUCUGCUACUGCGUAAAUUUGAUCGAUUUGGAAGAGGAACAAUUCUGUUCGAUGAUUUUAUACAAUGCUGUAUUGUUCUAUACACAUUGACAUCUGCAUUCCGCCAACACGACACUGAUAUGGAUGGUAUCAUAACUAUUCACUAUGAACAAUUUCUCAGCAUGGUAUUCUCAUUGAAAAUUUAAUACGAAACAUCAAUAAGUUAAUGACGGUGGCAUAGUUGGCCGACAAAUCAAUAUUAACAAAAUCUAAAAUAAUCAAAAUAGAAACAGCUCUAUAUUCCUAUGCCCGCCUUAUGGUGCCAAAUACAGAAUAUGUAUGUUUGUUAUUUUUCACUGAGUGUCCCAUUAUAUAUUUUUUUUUUAAUUUCACUCAUACAAUGUUUCAUUAUUAAUUUAAUAUGGAAAUAGUAAUGAAAAAUUGAUCAAGUCUAUAGUUCCCCACCAGAGAUACAAAAAAAAAACAACUAAUCUAUUGUCCGAAAUUAUUCAAGUUUAUUCAAACAAUUUUAGCAAUCUUGAGCUUAUUGUGGGAUGGUAUUAAAAUUAUCUCCAAACUUUACGGCAUUUUGUGGGUGAACACUUUUGGCAACCGCGAAAUGUUAAUACCAUCUUUUUAAAUAACUCAAUGGUCUAUUCGACUUUUCCAGGUUCAUUUUGAUAUUUGCAAAAAAUGUAAAAAAAAUAUAGCCCUAAUGUGCAUGCUAGUUUUACCAUUGUCCAAUAUUAUGAUUACUGUUUUGUUAUAAUUUGAAAAUUUAUGUUUUCUUCAAAUGCUGAACAAACAUUUUUAUUAGUUCUAAACUUCUAACAUUUAUACAUCAGUCUUGGAUAAACUAGAUUCUAGGCCUUAUAAUUCAUAUAUUUAUUAUUCAUGUAUGUGAUGAAAAUCGAUUUCGAAAACGAAAAUGGUUGUGAUUUAUGUAUUUCCGUAUGUGAAUCAUCAAUAUGCGGGACACUCAUACAUACAUACAAUUUAAUUAAUAAAUCAAAACUAUUUUAAAUUAGUAUUGUAUAAAAUCAGAAUAUUUUUUAUGUCUCUUUAAUUAAUAUUGGGUUAACCGCAUUUUAAUUAUUUGUAUCUAUUAGUAUUGUAAAAGUUAAAGAAAAAAAUAAAAUUUAUUUCUUUUUCAUGUUACAAA